This is a messenger RNA of Ostrinia furnacalis (Asian corn borer), 380 nucleotides long. RefSeq names its product neurobeachin-like. Gene Ontology annotation, cellular component: cytosol; membrane. The transcript is spliced from 2 exons. The record is from RefSeq and is a predicted model, not a curated record. Gene Ontology annotation, biological process: intracellular protein localization. NCBI's taxonomy places the organism in Eukaryota, Metazoa, Arthropoda, Insecta, Lepidoptera, Crambidae. The coding region runs from base 24 to 380 and encodes 118 amino acids. Gene Ontology annotation, molecular function: protein kinase binding.
AGCUUGUGGGCGGCGAGUUCGACAUGGAGCUGAACUUCGUCAUCCAGGACGCCCAGAACAUCCAGCACAUGCUAGAACUGCUAGACCACUGCCCGCCGAGCCUGCAGGCGGAGAUAUGGUCGGUGUUCAUCGCGAUCCUGCGCAAGAGCGUGCGCAACCUGCAGGCCUGCACCGACGUGGGGCUCAUCCACCACGUGCUGCAGCGGCUGCCCAAGGCCGAGACCGUCGUCGCAGGUGAGCCCCUUUUAUCUUCAGCAUAUGACAGUCCAUUGUUCGACAAGCAUGUCGCUAGUAAGCCCCACUUAAUACGCCAUUUUACCGUGUCGCAACCGAUGAAAAACAAAAAGUCAGUAAUGCGUGUCCAUUCCAGAAUGCCAUAA